GACAACGAACCAGAGCAGACAGAGUGAGAGACAAGGCAGCUAGAUGUCGCGAUGACCCAACCUUGCGAGUCGAGAGAUGGCGACGACCCAACUUUAUGAGUCCAGCGACAGCCUGAUGUCGCGAUUUUGAAACCAGAGUGAACCAGAGAGAUCGCGACUCAGAGCACCGAGAGAGAUCACAAACCAAUUGCUAGGGUUUUCGCGAAUUGGUCACGAGGAGACGAAGCAACCAGAUGGAUCUCUUGAACCAACCGAAGCAGACGACCCAACCAGACGGAUCGAACGAAUCAGAUGAAUCAAACAACUCAAUGAUUUACAAUGAACAGAAGUGACGAACAUAUGAGAUGAACCAAUAUGCUGAAUCACAACGAAUCAGUGUGGGUAAUCUUAAGCGGACCAAAGAUCAUAACCAAAGAAACUCUGAUACCAUGAGGAGUAUGUGUCCAUGAUAUGUUCAAAGUUGCUGUCACUAAAGACAAAAGCCCAGCGGACCCUGGUUAGUUCUUCACCAUCAGGACCUGCCUAUACCGUUGAAAAUUCUGCACAUCAAGCAUCUGACAAGCCUCUGGCCCGGCUGUGUGGUCAAAGACAAUCACCCUCUAAUCCAUUGGCCAGUCAUCCUGAAGCAUCUAAGCAGCUGUUAUUCCAGGAAUUUCAAAAUUGUAUUGCUUCUAUUGUACAAAGUUCUGCCAAUUCAACAUUGACAGUGACUACUGCCACUAAUUCUACUAGGAUUCCUAUGACCAACGUUAACAAGAAUCCAAACUUGGAGACGGCUAUUUCACAGAGGCAGGUGCAGGGAAGGCAAUGUGUGCUUUCGGUUGUUCCUCAACCAGAUCAGCAGCAUGUUCAGAAUGCAGAGAAAUAUCCUUACAAGCAGAAAUUAGAAGAUCAGCUUCUGAAGCAGAGCUUCAAUCAGGGAAAUAUCAUUCACUCAGAUAUGCAAACUGAGAUCCAGCAAGGGGAACAGAAGCACAUUAUCUCAUCACCAUCACAGCAAUCUGUCAUUGUAGCAUCUUCUGUUAUGCAGCCUUCUGUGAUGCAAUCAGCCCCAUCACAUCGUCUUCAGCAGAAUCCAGAGUCUUCUGUUCAACUGCCAAUGCAAUCUGGACUACAGCAACAUCCGCAGUCAAUCUCCGAAAAGCAACAGCUGCAACAGAGUCCUGUUAUGCAUCAAGGAACGCACAAGCUGCAGCAACCGAUAUUGCCAUUACAGGAUCAACAGCAGCAGCAGUUGCCAAAUGCUACUAACAUGCACGAUCAGUUGAAUGGCCAUCAAAAUGCUGUCUCUGACAUGCAGCACCAGCAGCAAUUAUUUGGCCAGAACAACCAUUCAAGUAGAAAUCUGCAACACUUGAGCAAACAAAGUAAUGCUUCUAGUUUGAACGGACAAUCUAGCAACUCUAGCAUGCACAACGAUCAGGACAACAAACAUAUGUGGUUACAAGCUGAGAUUGAAUUGCAGCAGCAAACCCAGCAGACAAAUUCAGCUUUACUACCAACUGAAGGGCAGUCACAACCACCGAAACAGCAAUUGACGUCUCAGAUACAGGCGCAGCUGGCAAAGUCAUUACAGCAAGAUAUGCAGCAAACUCUUCAAACAUCAGGGUCCUUGCGUCAGCCACAUCUGUUUGAGCAGCAAAAACUGUCAUCUGAAAUCCAAAGUAGCAUUCCAGUUGUGUCAUCAAUGGCUCUAGAUUAUACUUCCCAGGCAAGACACACGAGUGGAGAUGAUUGGAAAGAGGAACUCCACGGAAAGAUUAAAACUAUGAAGGAUUUAUAUUUACCUGAACUGGAAGAACUGAAAGAAAAGAUUUCCAUAAAAUUACACCAGAUUGAUACCAUUCCACAACACCCAAAGAUGGCUGAUUAUGAGAAGCUUAAAUUAGCAGAGAGUUUAAGGAAGAAAGCCUUUGUUUUCCUACACAUGCCCAAAUCUGAGAUCUCACCAGAUGUGAAAAGAAAGUUGGGUGGGUAUGAGAAAUUGAUAAAUAAUCUUCUCCGACUACAUAAAUCCCCAAGGUCCAUUUCCUCAUUGCGGCAAGAACAAUUUCCCACCCGUGAUGUGCAAUCCUUGCAGCAGCCUUUGCAGCCACAAUUUCAAAAUGCUAAACUGCAGUCAACUGGGAACCUAACUAAUCCCCAUUUGCAAUCAAUGAACUCACAUCACAAUGAAACAGCUAUGGAAAAGAACAAUGUGACAAGCUUGACAAAUGCUUCAACAAUUUCAUCUGAGGUACCAACUUCACAGCAGAACAUGAUGAAUUUACAACAGCUUAGUACCAAUUCUAAUUCAGAACAAGAAAAUUUGGUUAGUUUAUUGUCAAAAAAAUGGCACACCAAUUGCUGAAAGCUCACAAAGUUGCAGCUC
This is a messenger RNA of Camellia sinensis, 2371 nucleotides long. Lineage: Eukaryota; Viridiplantae; Streptophyta; Magnoliopsida; Ericales; Theaceae. The record is from RefSeq and is a predicted model, not a curated record.